CGGGCCGGCCAGGGCGCCGGGGAUCGCGCGGAUGGCGGCGCUGGCGGCCCUGGCCAAGAAGGUGUGGAGCGCGCGGCGGCUGCUGGUGCUGCUGCUCACGCCGCUGGCGCUGCUGCCGGUGGUCUUCGCCCUGCCGCCCAAGGAGGGCCGCUGCCUGUUCGUCAUCCUGCUCAUGGCCGUCUACUGGUGCACCGAGGCCCUGCCCCUGUCGGUGACAGCGCUGCUGCCCAUCGUCCUCUUCCCCUUCCUGGGCAUCCUGCCCUCCAGCAAGGUCUGCCCCCAGUACUUCCUCGACACCAACUUCCUCUUCCUCAGCGGUCUCAUCAUGGCCACUGCCAUCGAGGAGUGGAACCUGCACCGGAGGAUCGCCCUCAAGGUCCUGAUGCUCGUGGGAGUCCAGCCGGCCAGGCUCAUUCUGGGGAUGAUGGUGACCACCUCGUUCCUGUCCAUGUGGCUCAGCAACACCGCCUCCACGGCCAUGAUGCUGCCCAUUGCCAACGCCAUCCUGAAGAGUCUCUUUGGCCAGAAGGAGGCUCAGAAGGAGCUCAGUUGGGAAGGUGAUGAAAACACAGCUGCCGUGCGGAGGAGCGGCCUGCCCACAGUGCCCACGGAGAUGCGCUUUCUGGCCAGCACCGAAGAAGGCCACCCUGACGAGGUGGAGGCCCCGCUGGAUCUGCCGGCUGACUCCAAGAAGGAGGAGGAGUAUCGCAGGAACAUCUGGAAGGGCUUCCUCAUCUCCAUCCCCUACUCGGCCAGCAUCGGGGGCACCGCCACCCUCACGGGCACAGCCCCCAACCUCAUCCUGCUGGGCCAGCUCAAGAGCUUCUUUCCACAGUGCGACGUGGUGAAUUUCGGCUCCUGGUUCAUCUUCGCGCUGCCGCUCAUGCUGCUGUUCCUGCUGGCCGGCUGGCUCUGGAUCUCCUUCCUGUACGGGGGCCUGAGUCUGAGGGGCUGGAGAAAAAGGAAAUCCAAGCUGAGAGUGGACGCAGAGGAGAAGGCGCGGGCUGUGAUUCGGGAAGAAUUCCAGAACCUGGGUCCCAUCAAGUUCGCGGAACAGGCCGUUUUCAUCCUGUUCUGCACGUUCGCCAUCCUCCUCUUCUCCCGGGACCCAAAGUUCAUCCCUGGCUGGGCCAGCCUCUUCCCUCCCGGGUUUGUGUCUGAUGCUGUCACCAGCGUGGCCGUUGUCAUCAUCUUGUUCUUCUUCCCGUCCCAGAGGCCCUCCCUCAAGUGGUGGUUUGACCUCAAAGCUCCCAACACGGACACGGAGCCCCUGCUGACCUGGAGGAAGGCCCAGGAGACGGUGCCCUGGAACGUCAUCCUUCUGCUGGGCGGGGGCUUCGCCAUGGCCAAGGGCUGCGAGGAGUCGGGGCUGUCGGCGUGGAUCGGGGGGCAGCUGCACCCGCUGCAGAACGUGCCCCCGGUGCUGGCCGUGCUGCUCGUCACCGUGGUCAUCGCCUUCUUCACCGAGUUCGCCAGCAACACGGCCACCAUCGUCAUCUUCCUGCCCAUCCUGGCGGAGCUGGCCAUCCGCCUGAGAGUGCACCCGCUGUACCUGAUGAUCCCGGGCACGGUCGGCUGCUCCUACGCCUUCAUGCUCCCCGUCUCCACGCCCCCCAACUCAAUCGCCUUCGCCUCCGGACACCUGCUGGUCAAAGACAUGGUCCGGACAGGUCUCCUGAUGAACGUGAUGGGCGUCCUGCUGCUCAGCGUGGCCAUGAAUACCUGGGCCCAGAGCAUCUUCCAGCUGGGCACCUUCCCAGACUGGGCCAACAGCCACUCAGCCAACAUCACAGAACCACUCACCUUGACCAACGACACGUUUCGGACCCUCUGA
Messenger RNA from Marmota flaviventris (yellow-bellied marmot), 1834 nucleotides. NCBI's taxonomy places the organism in Eukaryota, Metazoa, Chordata, Mammalia, Rodentia, Sciuridae. The record is from RefSeq and is a predicted model, not a curated record.